CUUCAAUCUAAAACUCCCACCUCACAUUUCUUCCUUUAUCAUCCAUUUUUCUUCCCUCACAAAAAUAAAACUUCAGUUGAAGUCACAAAAAAUAAACUACUCUACUUGAGAGAGUAGAAGAACAACAAAAGAAUAAACAAAAAUGGCGGCAGAAUCAGUGAGAAUUACAGGAAGUAGUAUUGAACCAAUUUGUAAUAUAAAUGGGUCACAAAAGAAGUUAUUUUCUCUCUCCUCCUCCGCCAACUUCCACCGUCGUCGCCGUAUUAAUGUCUCUUCUUCUAUAUCUGAAUUUUUUGGAGGUGUUCGAAUUAGUAGGUGUAAUUACAGAAAUGCCCCUGCUUUGCAUAAUCAGAGGAAGAACUUGUCUGUUUUUGCCAUGGCUGCUGAUGAUGGUAAACGGGAAGUGCCACUGAAAGAUUAUCGUAAUAUUGGCAUUAUGGCUCACAUUGAUGCUGGGAAAACUACCACAACUGAGAGGGUCCUGUUCUACACAGGCCGAAACUACAAGAUCGGUGAGGUACACGAGGGAACAGCUACUAUGGAUUGGAUGGAGCAAGAACAAGAAAGAGGGAUCACGAUCACCUCUGCAGCAACUACUACCUACUGGAACAAGCAUCGCAUUAAUAUUAUUGAUACUCCUGGCCACGUUGACUUCACAUUGGAGGUAGAAAGAGCUCUUAGAGUGUUGGAUGGUGCUAUAUGUUUGUUUGACAGUGUUGCUGGGGUGGAACCACAAUCUGAAACCGUGUGGAGGCAAGCGGAUAAAUAUGGAGUGCCCCGUAUUUGUUUUGUUAAUAAGAUGGAUCGCCUUGGUGCAAACUUCUUCAGAACAAGAGAUAUGAUAGUCACUAAUUUGGGCGCAAAGCCUCUUGUGCUUCAGUUGCCUAUUGGUGCUGAAGACAGUUUCAAGGGAGUCAUUGAUCUUGUGAAGAUGAAGGCUAUUGUCUGGUCAGGAGAGGAGUUGGGUGCAAAAUUCAAUUAUGAGGAUAUUCCUGAGGAUCUUCAGGAAUUGGCUGCAGAUUAUCGGGCACAAAUGAUAGAAACAAUAGUAGAAAUUGAUGAUGAGGCUAUGGAGAACUACUUGGAAGGGAAUGAGCCCGAUGAGGCGACAAUCAAGAAACUUAUUAGGAAAGGAACCAUCUCAGCUAGUUUUGUUCCAGUUAUGUGUGGUUCAGCCUUUAAAAAUAAGGGUGUUCAGCCUUUGCUUGAUGCAGUAGUUGAUUACCUACCGUCACCUCUUGAUGUACCCCCAAUGAAGGGUUCUGACCCUGAAAACCCUGAAUUGGUACUUGAGAGGGAGGCAAGUGAUGACGCACCAUUUUCAGGCUUGGCUUUUAAGAUCAUGAGUGACCCAUUUGUGGGAUCUCUUACUUUUGUGAGAGUCUAUUCCGGUAAACUAGCGGCAGGAUCUUAUGUUUUGAAUGCAAACAAGGGAAAGAAAGAAAGAAUUGGUAGGCUUCUGGAAAUGCAUGCCAACAGCAGAGAGGAUGUUAAGGUGGCAUUAACAGGUGAUAUUGUUGCUCUUGCUGGACUAAAAGACACCAUCACAGGUGAAACACUGUCUGACCCAGAAAAGCCUGUUGUGCUCGAGCGUAUGGAUUUCCCUGAUCCUGUCAUUAAGGUGGCUAUUGAACCCAAGACCAAAGCUGAUAUUGACAAAAUGGCAACUGGUCUUAUCAAGCUUGCUCAAGAAGAUCCAUCUUUCCACUUUUCACGUGAUGAAGAAAUCAACCAAACAAUCAUUGAAGGAAUGGGAGAAUUGCAUCUUGAGAUCAUUGUAGAUCGGCUCAAAAGAGAGUUUAAGGUUGAGGCAAAUGUUGGUGCACCGCAAGUUAACUACCGUGAAAGUAUCUCAAAGGUCUCAGAAAUCAAGUAUGUUCACAAGAAACAAUCAGGUGGACAAGGACAGUUUGCUGAUAUCACAAUACGGUUUGAACCUUUGGAGGCCGGAAGUGGAUAUGAGUUUGUCAGUGAAAUUAAGGGAGGUGCUGUGCCGAAGGAAUAUAUCCCAGGAGUAGUAAAGGGUUUGGAAGAGUGUAUGAGCAACGGUGUGCUUGCAGGAUUUCCUGUGGUUGAUGUGCGGGCGGCAUUGGUUGAUGGUUCAUACCACGAUGUUGACUCAAGUGUCUUAGCUUUCCAGCUGGCAGCCAGAGGAGCUUUUCGAGAGGGGAUGAGAAAGGCAGGCCCAAGGAUGUUGGAACCAAUAAUGAAGGUAGAAGUAGUUACACCUGAAGAACACUUAGGAGAUGUGAUUGGUGAUCUGAACUCCAGGAGAGGGCAAAUUAACAGCUUCGGUGAUAAGCCUGGUGGUCUCAAGGUAGUGGAUGCCCUUGUUCCUCUGGCUGAGAUGUUUCAGUACGUGAGUACAUUGCGAGGCAUGACAAAAGGCCGUGCAUCCUACACGAUGCAGCUAGCCAAAUUUGAUGUCGUUCCUCAACAUAUUCAGAACCAACUUGCUUCGAAGGAAGAACUGGUUUCUGCUUAAUUCACUAUCCCUUCUGCAAGGUCCUAGUGACUGACGAGAUUUUGCUGAAAUUUUGUAUUUUCAUCAUUGGUUUCUAUAUUCAAGGAUGAAGAGUUCUUGUGUUUGGCCUUAGCUUUUGUAUAGUUAGUAAAUCAUUUGAGGAAAAAUUUCCUGAAUUAAUGUAACAACAAAUUCUGUCAUAUAAUUUGUGAAAGUUCAAGUAAAUUAAUGCAAGAAUUAUAGACCUUGAAACAGCAAAGAAUUGGAAUUGAAUGCAUUUCUUCUUAUUAGUA
Molecule: messenger RNA, 2757 nt
Organism: Beta vulgaris subsp. vulgaris (sugar beet)
Lineage: Eukaryota; Viridiplantae; Streptophyta; Magnoliopsida; Caryophyllales; Amaranthaceae
Product: elongation factor G-2, chloroplastic
Exons: 4
Coding region: 143-2485 (780 amino acids)
Biological process (GO): translational elongation; mitochondrial translation; ribosome disassembly
Cellular component (GO): chloroplast; mitochondrion
Molecular function (GO): GTPase activity; translation elongation factor activity; GTP binding
Source: RefSeq, a predicted model, not a curated record